AUGCCUCGCGCAACUCGUUCUUCUGCUAGAAAGGCGCAGCAGCCGAAAGAGAAGAAGCCGCCAAAGCGUGCCGCCUCCGCGAAGAGGUCCUCUUCUCGCACCUCCACCAAGUCCGCCUCCGUUACUGUUCCUCUUCACAAGAGAAGGAAGACAAGCAGCCCCGCCUCCAACUCGGCAACUAACCACGGCGACGACGACGAAAAUAACAACGACAACGACAACAAAAGCAGUAGCCUCGACAGUAGCCUACCAUUACUACCCCCCGAGAUAUCAGACUUGUCUGACAUCGACUACCUCAACUACGACGACGAUAUCGCCCACGACGCCAAGAACGACGACAAAGGCGGAGACGUCGGUAACAGCCUACUACCCCCCGAGAUCUCCGAUCUCUCCGACAUCGACUACAUUGGCUAUGACGACGACGACGACGACGACAACGACAAAGUCACCACCGGUGGACGACGCGGCAACAGCGACAUCCCGACCGACCUCACUUCGCCCGACAACUCUACCCCCGCCGUCGCCGCCGCCCCCAUUGGCACCACCCCCACCAUCAGCAAGGAAGGAGAAAAAGACAAAGAAAAGCAGCAAGAAGAAAAGCAGCAAGAAGAGCCGCAAGUACCAAUACCAGCAGCAGCAGCAGAACCGCCGCAACCCCAACCCGAACAACAACCCCUCCCCACAACCGCCCAGCCUACUACCACCACCACUGAAACCAUCGAAACCAUCACGAACCUCCUCGCCCCCACGGCCGCCGCCCUGCAGACCUUGUCCGCGCGGCUAGAAGGCGCACUCGCCGCCAUCGCCGCGGGCGAGGCGAGCGAGGCGGACGUCGUCGUGGUCGACGACGACCGGGCGGGAGGCGGCAGUCUGGCGGGGUUCGUCGAGGGGGUGGAGGAGUUGGAUGCGGUGCAUGGGGUUGUGGGGGGGUGGUUUGAGGAGGUGACGGGCGUGGUGGGAGAGGAGAGGGAGGAGGGGGAGGGGGAGGGCGAGGGGGGAGAAGAAGAUGGGCGGGAUUGGGAUUGGGAUUGGGAUUGGGAUUUGGAGGGGGAGAGGAGGCGGUGGGAGGUCUUGGUCGAGGGCGUGGCGGGGACGGUGAAGGGGUGGGGGGUGGAAGUGGGGGAGGGGCAUCGGGGUGAUGAUGAUGGUGAUGAAGAGUGGGUUGGGGACGAUGGUGAUGAUGAUGAUGAGGAGGAGGAGGAGGAGGAGGAGAGGGAUCGUUGGAUGGCGGGGAAGAGGAAAAGGAGUAGGAAUAAGGCAAAGUCGGGUAAGACGGGAGCGUGCUAUGAGGAUGGGGAGGAUGGGAGGGCAGCGAAGAAGCGUAAGGCAUCGGGGACGAAGAGCAACGGUGGACGGAAAGGAAAGGCACAGGAGCCACACAAUACGACAGUCGGUAUAAAGAAGGGUGAUUUAUCCGCAGCUUCGGAGGCUCACACCAUUGAGGGAAAAAAGCAGGAGGAUGAGGGAGUGCAUGAUGGCAAUUGGGAAGAGUUUGAGAUCGAUUGGGAUAUUUGA
This is a messenger RNA of Diplodia corticola, 1515 nucleotides long. RefSeq lists its product as uncharacterized. The record is from RefSeq and is a predicted model, not a curated record. The coding region runs from base 1 to 1515 and encodes 504 amino acids. The transcript has a single exon. NCBI's taxonomy places the organism in Eukaryota, Fungi, Ascomycota, Dothideomycetes, Botryosphaeriales, Botryosphaeriaceae.